This is a messenger RNA of Eriocheir sinensis (Chinese mitten crab), 7553 nucleotides long. RefSeq names its product mucin-5AC-like. The coding region runs from base 59 to 4258 and encodes 1399 amino acids. The record is from RefSeq and is a predicted model, not a curated record. The transcript is spliced from 10 exons. NCBI's taxonomy places the organism in Eukaryota, Metazoa, Arthropoda, Malacostraca, Decapoda, Varunidae.
GCGGCGGGCUGGCAAGGCUGCGGCAAGUCAGUGUGUAGCUGGCCGCUAGUCCGGCAGGAUGGUGGUGCUACUGCUGUUGCUGUUGUGGAGUGUUGCUGGUACGAGACUGGGCCCGGAGCUUGGCGGGGUCGGUGUGGGCGUCGCCUCAGCUGAUGCGCGUUCCGUCAGCACUGGCACCCUCAAUGCCUUCGUGAGGGCGCUGCAGCUCUCCGGGGGCCAGCCUCCCUCCCAGGACAACAGCCCCGCCCCCACCACCACCCCGCGUCCGCCCCCCAGGUUCAGAUUUGAGACAAGCAGACCCACCAAUGGCAAGGACACAAGAGCUCGCAUCUCCUUCCUUCCACAGGAUCGGGCUGACCGCGUCAAUCGUCCACCGCUGCCUUUCCCUGGAGCAGCCAUCACCAGGCACUCCAGCACCCCCUCCAGCUCCCCCGGCAUCACCCCCAGAAUGAAGUCCAAGGAACCCCUCGCUACUCGCUUCAGCUCCGUCACAGCCUCGCCAAAGUCCGGUCCAGCCCAGGGCACGAGAUUCAACACUCCAGAGGCUUCAAGGCCUGGCUCCUCUCUUGCUUCGAGAAUCACUACUUCCUCAACCUCCCCAGGUUCUCUUGCAUCUAGAUUUAAUUCCCCAGUCGCCGCACCCACCAGAUUCAGCUUGACACCCCCCGAGGCAAAACCCAGUUCAGCCUUUGCGUCCAGUCCUCCCCUUGCCACCAAGUUUUCUACUCCACCUGACGCCAGUCCCCCCAAGACUAGGUUUAACACCCCUGACCAUAUACGUUCCAAGCCCAGUGUGCCUCUCUCCACCAGGUUCAAUAACCCAGAAUUGGCAGCACCCAGCUCAAGGCCUCCCCUCCCGCUCAGGUUUGAUAUUCCUGAUGCUGCACAGACAAGCCCAAGACCAUCCCUCGCAGACUUACUCACCACCUCAGAAACUCCACCAUCGAAGCCUUCCAUCGACAAUUCCUUCUCUGAUUUAACUUACGAUGACUAUGAUUUGUAUGACUACUACUACUAUGACUACCUUGAGAAUGCUACUGCUGGUGAGGGUGCUGCUGGAGGCCUGGGACCCCUGGACCCCCCCACCAGCCAGAGCACCACGGCGCCUCCCUUCAGGUUUGCAUCGGUGCUGGACGCAGAUAAAUCCACCACCACCAGACGUCCAGUCAUACCAGUCGCUCCAGCACAACCCUCCCGCCAAGAUACUUUUGCAAGAGGAGAAAAAUCUAAGCCAGCAGAUGAUAGCAAGGAUGAGGAUGGUCGCUACUCCCUUUCAGAGCUCAUUGCACAGCUGAAGGGCUCCCAAGAUGACCCAGAUCCUCCUGUCUCCAAUACCCUCUUUAACUCCACCUCAAGCCAUCGUGAUGCUAAAGGUUUGUCUGACCCCUUCGCCACAGGCACCACCGGCACACUCAACCCUUUCACCACUCAACACGGAGAUUCAAACCCAAGCAUGAAGGUGCGUGUCACAAAUUCCACUGAAAGCUCAGUCAUUAUUGCAUCUGUGCAAACCUCCCACAGUAUGAGCAUUAAUGAAAACAUUGAUGUUACAAUGUCAACCCCAUUCAUGGCCUCAUCCACCAAGAUGGAAGCUUCAACUUCAUUUACGGGAACAACAGAGCAACUGCCAGAAACUACCACACGCCAGUCUCUGUCUAGUGCACAUGAAACCAUUAAUGUGGCCCCAGGGAUCAUCAGCGGGCCACCAGACACCCUGGCAGAAGGAAGACCCCCAAAGCAUCUUGAUGACUUCCCUGACAACACCAACAAAGAUGUCAUUAAGCCAGGGAAGAGUGAUCCAAUAAUCAAAGUUGUUGAGCCGGAAUCAAGACCUCGUAUUGAGACACUUUUUGACAUAGAAAUCAACACAAAGAAUCAAACAGUCAUCGCAACAGAUGCCCGACUUGACAGCUUGUCAGACAUCACCCACGUGGAAGACAUCUCCUUCAUUCCCCCAGAUUACAAGGUUGAACAAUCUUCCUCCCAGACGCCCACCACCACGCCAGCCACCUCCCCCACUACAUCCCCAGCAUCCAGUUCCUCUCAACCUGAAGUAGAUGAAAUUGAAUCAUCUCUUAAUGAAUCACAUUCUGUGCUGUUGGACCACACAACUGAGAGUGGGGUGCCUUCUUCCACACUUGAGAGUCCCACAACCACCACGAACAGCUCCCUGUAUGAGACGUUCCCUGCUGUUCAGUCCACUUCAGAAACAUCAACCACUGAGGCACAGAAGAACCCACUGGAAGGCAUCAGAAAGGUAGAUGAAUCGGCUUUCUUGUCUCCAGGCUUCAAACCAUCAGUAGAACCAACUGAAAACUCUACCGAAGCUGCGUUAUCAUCAACCACAGAAAGUUCAACAGUUGUAAUACCUGAGGUGAAGACUGUGGACCCCUCUCUGUUCCGUCCUCCAGGCUACAGUCCCUCAGAGGAGCCCCAGACAGAGGCAACAACCAAGUUGAUCCCUGUUGUCCACACUGUCGAUCCCUCUGCUUUCCUUCUUCCCGGCAUCAAACCCUCAGCAGAUGCUGAAACAGAGAGUCCCGUCAUCAAAACUGUUGAUGUGUCCAAGUUCCUCCCUCCAGGCUUCUCAACAACGGAGGAGUCCACAACAGAAGCCACAACAAAGAAGCUUCCAGUUGUGGAAACAGUUGACAUAUCCAAGUUCCUGCCACCAGGUUUUAAACUAAAUGCAACCACAGAGGUGCCAGAAGUGCAAACAGUUGACAUUUCCAAGUUCUUGCCCCCAGGCUUCAAACUUUCAACAACUGAGGCACCAGUGGUAGAAGUCCCAACAGUAAAGACAGUUGACAUUUCACAGUUCCUGCCUCCAGGCUUUAAGCUUUCCACAAGCAAGGCUCCAGCAACGCCACAAAUUUCAACAAGUAAGCCGUUUGAUAUAUCACAGUUUUUGCCCGAGGGUUAUAAACUGAGCACCACUGAAGAGCCUACAUCAAAGAGCCCGGCUGUACAGGUGCCGGAAAUAUCCCAGUUCCUGCCUCCGGGCUACAAACUCAACGAAACUGAGGAAAAAGAAACUCCAAAAGUAGAGCCUUUUGACAUUUCCAAAUUCCUGCCACCUGGAUAUAAGCUUGGAUCAGAGAGCUCAGAACCUUCACCAUCAACAACCACUGAAGCACCAACGACAACUGAAAAAGCUGGCCCCAAAGGACUCGUGUUCCCGCGCCGCCCCAAGUACCCAGCUUACAUGGCCACCACGCCAAAACCUGCGACUCCGGCGCCAUCAGGUCCGCCUCCGGUCAAGCCCACGUUCAGGAACCUUUGGGAUAGAAUCAAAACCACGACUGAGUUCACCGGCUGGAAGACAACCGAGGCGCCAACACCCGUCCACAAGGCAUCCCUGAACGAGGGCACCAAAGACUCCCCCACCACCACCACCACCACGACCACCACCACCACGACCACCACCACCACCACAACAACAACCACUCCCAGACCUACAACCCCUGGCGUCUGUGGAUCAAAGUGUCGCCUGGCAGGUACACUGAAGAUCACCAACGGGACGGAGUGGCGGCCGGAGCUGACAAACAGAGACACACUGGAGUGGCAGGAACUCGCCAACACCAUUGAAAUUGAACUUGACUCACUCUACCGGAGAAGUCCGUUGGCUCCCUGGUACGAGCGAGUAGAGAUUGACGCCUUCAACCCCGGCUCUGUUCUGGUGGACUACUUCCUGCACCUCACUGACAUAGCUGACAUCCUCGACACCACCGACCUCAAGGAGCUCCUCAACCAGGAGAUGGAGGAGAAUGAUUCCUUCGUUCUAGGGAACUACACAUUGGACCCCAAAGGGACAGACUUUAUUGUCAUGCGAGAAAGGGUACGUGUGGUUCAGGAGGAGGAGGACGGCUACCUCAUCCCACAGUGGCUCAUCGCUGUCAUUGUCAUUGGUCUUGCUUCCCUCCUCUUCAUCCUCAUCUUCGGAAUCACUGUGCUGGUGAACCGAGGGCGAGUCAAGAAGCGCCAUGACGUGCCCCUCACGGCCGAGAUGCUCAACGAGCUGAACAAGAACCACCUGGCAGGUGUGGACAACUAUGCCAUGGAUGGACUCUAUGACAUGGAUGCCAUAUGGAAUGAAAAGAUCCAGGACAGAAGAUCAACGAAGCCCCCUUCAAGCAGAGGCAAAGGCUACAACCCCAACUACAACAUCAACAUCUACGACUCUUGGCGCACCGACUGGUCUGGCCCCUACGGCUCCUCGGCCACCUAUGCCAAGCGGCGGCCGGACACAAGCUUCUGACAUGAGGAUUCUCAAGAAGAAGACAUUGAGGAUUUCUAGAUUGAGGCAGAGUAUUCUGGUGUCCUGAGAUAUAACCAAUAGUACUACUGAAGGACCCAUAUUGUGUAUGGGGCACUUCAUAUUUUCAACGUGUUAUACGGCUGAGUAUAACACGCAGUGCUUAUGCUGUGCUGCAUGUUGCCUCUUCAACCAAAGAAUGCUUAGCAGAGGCACCUCUUCUACUUUCUCAGGACUCAGACUGUGUCAGCAUUUGACAUUCUUGUUCAUGAUGUUGACUGAUGCCUCCAGUAGGGCAGCACACCCUUGUGCCUCCACCAUCAGGAACACUUUUUAUAUAACUGUUAAGUUUAACAAAGUCUACUGUUUUUAUGGAUACAUGGAGAUAGAGGAAGUGAGCCCUACUGUCUAGACGGUCUCAGUGGAUCAUGUUCAUUAUUUCAAUUACUUUCUCUCUGAUUGAUAUAGAUUAUACAGAAUGGCAUCUGUGCAGUCAGUAAUCUAUUCAUAACCUCCCAUCUCUCUUAUAUAUAGCUUUGUAAGUAGGAAAAACAUUUCCAUCACUUCUUCAGUAGCUUUCUCCAUGCUUCUCAAUCAACAUUCCUGUAUAUAAUCAGAGAAACUGUAAUAACACAGUGAAUAAUCUCAUGUAUAGUUACACCUCGCCCGGGAACCACUUAAACCCCUCAGCGAAGAAGCAGGGCAGCUCACCCCCUGCACCACCAAUGGGGUAAAAUGGUGCCCACCAGCAGCCACAUUUGUGCUUUGAAACUGGUGUCCCACCCCAACUGUGAACAUGAAGGACUUUGAUAACACCUCACACACUCUGUGGGCAUUACCAAGGCCCUUAAUCCUCACAGUUGAGGUGGUUGUAAGAGUCUUAAGUUGCAGAUGUGGCUGCUGGUGCACAACACCCAGUGUGCUCCAUCAGUAGUACAGUGGGUAUGGUGCUCUGCUUCUCAUCUGAGAGGCUUGGGUUUGAUUAUUGGGCAUGGUGUAACUAUAUAUGAGAUUCCUGUAUAUAUCAGUCACAAAGUCUUUCUCUUCAGCUGCAUUAUGAACAUGGUCCUGUCUUCUUUUUGAGAAUUCAUGAUGAUGAAAGCCUGUCCUGCCCCGUGUAGGGCUUAGGAUCAAACCUUCCACGUUAGUGCUACAACCUGAGCAAAGUUCCUUUUUGGGUCCUCUAUAUCUACUGAAAAUGAUUCUGAGGCUUCACUUACUAGUAAGCUUCAUUCAAUGAUUUACACAAAAAUAAGGUAAAAUAAAGUAUUAGAAGGAUAUGGUGCUAACAUUUUAUUUGUUGCAUUUACUGCAGUCUUUGUGGCGUCAAGACAAUGAAGUCAUGACGGGUGGCCACGGCGCUGCAGUCACUUGUAUGAAGGGUUGUCGGCUUUGAUCACUAGUAAUUGAAACCAGCUGGAGUAUUCAUAUUUUUGGUUUUAAAAGAUGGUGAGCUUUGUUUGGCUUUAUUCAAGGUGUUUAGAUCCAACUAUGUAUUUUAUUCUUUUUAUGUUUUUAUUUAUAUAUAUUUUUUUUAUUUACAACAUGCCACAUUGUCUUGUAGUAUUACUACAUUUGUAUAUAUCUAACAAUUCUGGUGUUUAUCCUAAUCAAAUCAUAAAAUACACACUAAAUUUUCUUACAACUCGGUCAAAAUAUUUUGUGACUUCAAACACAAGUGACCACUAUGCCUGAGGUACAGCAUAUCCUUUUGCAUAUUUUUCGCAUCAAACUUUUUUGUCUUAAUGUCCUACACAAAAACAAUCCCUAUGAAUGUGUCUUUAGUUGAUAAUCCCUGAAUGUCCUGUGAGGAUAUUUCAUUAAGUUUCAAAAAGAAAACUCAGUCUAAAUAGACUAUUGUGAAGUAAAAUUCACUCUCCAUACACCAGGACAGGGAUUAGUGGCCCUUGGGAGUGUGUAGUUGCUUUUUCUUAAGGAUGUUGCUUUUGGGCAACAUCAUCAGUUUCUAAGCUGUGAUACAUUCCUUACUAGAAAAUGUUUAUAUUUAUAUGAAUUGCAUCAUCGAUCAUUGAUCUGCUGGAGCACAGGAAGCAAGACUGGGCUUAAAGCAUUGGCGUGAGGGGAACCUUGACUGUUUCCAUCAGAUGUUGAAGCAUUGAUGACAAGUGUGUCUUGGGCUCAAAUGUGCUACACCUGUGUAAAAUUUGUUAGGGCCACUGUACAUUUUUGUAUGAACUUUUGUCAAAUGUUUAUUUGAUGCAUGGCGUACCAUUGUAUUCACAAGUUUAGAUGAUUAUAUAUUGUCUGCCAGGCAGACUGUUAGAUUCUUUGGUAUUUGUUUAGUGGCUAGUAUAAUUGUUUGUGUAUAGAUUACUAAUAUUAGUAUUUAUAUUGUAUUUGAAAAUUCAUAUAUUUAGUGGCAUUCACAUUUUGUGUUAUGAGUGUUUGUAUGAGUGAGGAUGAAUUUUUUUUAACAUGAUGCAAGUAAUGGUGCAAAAGGAUCUGGGAAGAAUGAUGAAGGAGGGGAAAGAACACACAAAUAUUACUGCUUACCCAGACCUACAGCAAUGAAGUUGUCUUCAAAAGACACUGCUGACAUUAUUUUAAGAAACCUUUUAUUUUAUUUUUUUAUUUCUUUCAAUGCUUUAAUUUGACAAAAUUUUAUUGGAACACAUCAAAUGUUUGGAGUUCUUCCCUUUACAUGAUUCAGAAACUUAAGGAUUGCUUUGACCUCAACCUGAGUGAGGCUGAAGAGGAUGCUCCGAGAAUGUAGCGUCUAGUCUGGAUGAAUGAGUGUGUUGUGAGCCAUGUCAGUCUUAUGGGAAAGGUUCAAUAUUUUUACUUUAAAUCAGCCCUGUUGUAAAAUGAAUAUUUUGGGGGAGAAUUUUUGGAAACUACAAAAUAGUGAUGAUUGCUACAUACAGUAUACUAUGUAUGCUUUGUUUGAUGGAUCAUUGCAAAGUAGGAAAACAUUCUGAUGUGUUCAUGUGGUAACUUAUGGCUGGGAAAUAUUUUACCAUAAUGUCUCCCCAGUCACAGCUUGCUAUUUAAAAAAAAUAUUAUCAUAUAGUGCCUCCAUGUACUGCAUGGCAAUGUAUUUUCAUAAGUUUGUUAAUAUAAGCUUUCUAUGAAAAGUAUAUAUUGUAUUUUGCAAGAGAGCAUAAGUGUUUAGGAAUAAAUCAAAACAAAACAUAGCACAAAUACACAUUCCCAUAAGAAUGACAUUAAACUGUAUAUUUGUAUAAUAACUGAUUUAUACAUUUUUCACAUACUACAUGCGUUGUGGUGGAUACUCUUGGAGGGGCCAAGGUUUCGUAAUAAAAUAGAUUAUUCCAAA